Messenger RNA from Sphaeroforma arctica JP610, 201 nucleotides. RefSeq lists its product as hypothetical. The transcript has a single exon. Bases 1 to 201 code for a protein of 66 amino acids. NCBI's taxonomy places the organism in Eukaryota, Ichthyosporea, Ichthyophonida. The record is from RefSeq and is a predicted model, not a curated record.
AUGGCUAAGAAGGCAGGCAUUAUACUCACAUAUUCAUCACCACCACACAUUAAGACAGAAGAAUUGAUGAUCAAUCGACAAGAUGUCAAAAGGGGCCUUGUACACUUACAAGUCGAAUGUGAUUUCGACCUUUGUGCCAAUAAGGACAGCGCAUUGAUGCACCUAUCCGCUGGCCCGGAUGCCGGUAUAGUGGACGAUUGA